Molecule: messenger RNA, 1101 nt
Organism: Capsaspora owczarzaki ATCC 30864
Lineage: Eukaryota; Filasterea; Ministeriida; Capsasporidae
Exons: 1
Coding region: 27-731 (234 amino acids)
Source: RefSeq, a predicted model, not a curated record
AGAAUAAUACAUCAUCGUCCAACACAAUGUCCGCCGUCUCGUACAACCACCUGACCGACAAGGAAAUCCACGAAGAGCUGCUUCGCUACGGCGAGGAUAUGGUCGUCGGUGCCAGCACUCGCAAGUUGGCUGUGAGCAAGCUUCAGAAGCUCCAGGCUGCCGGCGCGUCGUCGCCUGCUCGCUCCAAGUCGCCCUCGCGAUCCAAGUCGCCCUCGCGCACUGCGGCGCCAAAGUCGCCUGCUCGCGCCAAGUCCCCCUCGCGCUCCCGAUCGCCUUCGCGCGCCGCUGCUGCUGCCGAGGAGAGCCCCAAGCGUUCUACCGCUGCCACUCGCGUUGGUCGCGCACUCGCUGCUGAGGCCGACGAGAUCGCUGCCGUCCCCACCCCCACCAGGAAGAGCCGCACCUCCGCCUCGCCUAGCCGAUCGCCUGCUCGCGUGUCCAAGACCGCGGCUGGCCGUGCCAAGCAGUCCGAGGAGUUUGAAGAGGAGGUUAUCGUUGAAAAGAUCAAGCCAAUCAGCCCUGCCAAGUCCCGUGGCACGAAGACCGCCGCGGUCGACAACGCCUCGAACAACGCAGCCCAGAUUGGCUACACUCUUCUUGCCGUGUUUGCCUUUGUCUUGCUGCUGUUCGUCGUCUUCCACUUUGACGGCUUGCAGUGCCUCCGGCAAUGGGUUGAGUCCUUCAAGGCCUCUGGCGCCAUGGCCAUCGAGAAUGCUUCCACCAAGCAGUAACGAUGAACACCAAAACUAGAAAGAACGAAAAAAAAAAAAAACUCAAGAUUUCGUAAAUCGAACAAACAAAAACGAGCAAACAACCAAAAGGAGGACAAAACAUGGUCUCUUUCGAGUUGUUUGAGUUUGUCAAGGUUAACACUGCAGUUGAUUCGUGAAUAUGUAUGUGCGCUGUCGUGUCUCGAGCUGUGUGAUAAGUGGGUAGAUUGUGUGUUUUUUGUGCUGUCGUUUGAGUGAGUUGCCUGUUGUGAUGAUGAAGUAUUGGCGAAAGUUUGAUGAUUUUUCAGUACAGUACAUUGCGCUUUUUUUUUUCAACUUGUUCGAUUUUGACUGUAGGUGAAACCUUGCGGAAAAUGAAAAAGUAAAAACC